AUGGCCGCUGCAUCUUCCGAUGACCCCGGUCCACCAGGUGAGAAGCGCUUUGAAAUCAAGAAGUGGAGUGCGGUGGCCCUUUGGUCCUGGGACAUUGUUGUAGACAACUGUGCCAUUUGCCGAAAUCACAUCAUGGACCUUUGCAUUGAGUGCCAGGCAAAUCAGGGCUCGCACACGUCAGAGGAGUGCACUGUCGCCUGGGGUGUCUGCAAUCAUGCGUUCCACUUCCACUGCAUCUCGCGGUGGCUGAAAACCCGCCAGGUUUGCCCGCUGGACAACGGGGAGUGGGAAUUCCAGAAGUACGGUGAGCAGUUAGUGAGCCAAAUUCGGAUGCGGGCUGUCUUUUGCAGCAGACUGCCGCAAGCAACGGAUAUCACGGCCCGGCCGAUUCGAGUCAUAGCUUCUUCGUUCGUCUUCGAUUGCACGUUUUACAUUUGUCCAACCCUGGUGAGUAGCACUGCCAUCACGACUUUCACCGGGGGCCUGCCCAUGAGCCGGGACUUCGACCUGCGGCAGUCCUUCAGAAAGUUUCCGCUGCAUAGUGCCAACGCGAGUGCAGGACUUGACGGUGCCGAUGCUCAUGGAAGCUUGGCUUCUGGCCCAAGUAGGCAUGGCAGGCUGCAGGGCAGUGUCUUUCGGGUGUCUUCCAAAGUCGGUAAGCCUGAGCUGCCUAGCAAGCUUAAGAUGCCGAAAGCUGAUGCUCCAGUAGCAAGGCGCCAUCAUGCGUCACUCGGAGGGGGGCAGGAGAGGCCGUUAGUGGAAGGUUCCAGUGUUGGUCGAGAGGUCAGCUUGUUCCAGACGCCUCUUGGUUGGAGGCUGACGCCAAUUAGUACGCGACAUAUCAUUGCAGAAAGAGACGCUCUCAAGGAAGGCGUUUCCACUUUCAUCCUGGCGCAGACCGGCACUGGCAAGACUCUGGCGUAUGUACUUCCAAUUGUGCACAAGCUGCUUUCCACCAACACGGAAGGCCUUGCGCUGAUGAGAGACAACAGGGAGACCCAGGCUCUCUUUGCGGGAGUCGAUGUGGUGGUGACUACACCAUUUCGGCUCAUUUUACACCUUGGAAAAGGCGACAUGGUCUUGAACGAGGUCCGGCAUGUGGUGUUCGAUGAGGCCGACACCUUGUGUGACACCUUCUAUGAAAAGGACUCGAGCAAGCUCCUGGAAGGCCUGGAGAAGGACUGUCCAACAAGACCACAGGUGAUCAUUGUGGGUGCGACUCGCACUGGAGCUGUGUCUGCAUUCUUACGAAAGCAUAUGAACAGCACGCAGGUCAUGCCAGUAGUUACCACCGAUGCUCAUGUGCCACCACCUCACCUUGAACAGGUGUUUGUUCCCACCCGCGGCAAGCGCUUGCUGUCAGUGUUGUGGGACAUUCUUGGAGAGGUUCCAACGGUUGGGAAGAAGACUCUCAUCUUCACCAACAGAGUUCCAACGUGCAAGGGAGUGCACAAAAGCCUCGUGGAGCAUGGCCUCGACGCCGUCUGCUUGCAUGGCAACGUGCAUCCUGACAAGCGGAAGCAGGCUUGGGACGCCUUCUCUGGUCGUGGCAAAGCGGAUGUCAUGGUGUGCACAAACUUGGCCUCACGGGGCUUGGAUUUCAGCAAUGUGCACCAUGUGGUUAUGUACGAUUUCCCACUGAACAUGGCUGACUAUCUACAUCGAGUUGGGCGCACAGCUCGUGGUGGUCGUGCUGGGAGAGUUACAACAAUCACGCCCAGAAGAUAUUGGCCUUUCGUAUCGAAAAUUCAGGAGGCAACAAAGCAGGGCAAGCCGAUCGAAGUUCGAAGCAUGUCAAAGAAGGUCAAGAAGAUCCUUGCAAUUGAGAACUUCCAGAAAGUCAUUCAGGCGAAUGCCGUCAACAAAAGUGUGAAGCAGAGGCUCAAGAAACGGUUGGGCCUACCGCCAGCCAGAAACAUUGGUUCAAAGGAGACCAAAGCAGCCAUGAAGAGGCUGGACCGUCGGAUGAAAGCUAUCAAGCAUAUGCGCUUCCUAUGGAAGCGCGGCAUCUUGAAGCGGGGCCAGAAAAUCCCACGCAUGCCUGACAAGCAGAUAGAGGCAUCUGAGACGCAAACUGUAUCGACACUCGUUCGAGCCCGCGACGGCUUGCUCCAG
This is a messenger RNA of Symbiodinium pilosum, 2115 nucleotides long. NCBI's taxonomy places the organism in Eukaryota, Dinophyceae, Suessiales, Symbiodiniaceae. The record is from the annotation of a GenBank genome assembly.